Molecule: messenger RNA, 270 nt
Organism: Clonostachys rhizophaga
Lineage: Eukaryota; Fungi; Ascomycota; Sordariomycetes; Hypocreales; Bionectriaceae
Source: the annotation of a GenBank genome assembly
AUGGCCAACAUGGAAACUAUGCUUGCUGUUGAAUCAGCAUCAGAUUAUAUCCUCUAUAGGAUCAAGAGAAAUGAUCAAGUCGCCUAUGUCAAUAUUUCAAACCCGGAUAUUAUCCCAGAAGACAGCCGAACCUAUGGACCUUCAGCAAUUGCUGCGCUUAGCAAACUUGAUGCAUGGAAGGAUACAUCCUGGGUAACUCUUCAUGUCCAUUUAAAUGAGAAGGGCUUAUGUCCCGAAGGAUAUUUUAUUGGAUCGCUACCCAAUGCAUGA